AUGAUACCAAAUCGUGGUCUGGACCCUGAAACCACUGAAUGGGAAAUAAUUUUUAUCAUACGGAGGCUUUGCAGGGAAAAACGGCGUGAUCAACUUGGUGCUAUUGAAUCCAUAGUGAACAUUGAGGAAUCGAAGCGAAGGCGAUACGUUGAAGAGGUUGUGAAAAAUGUGAAGGAUAUUCUGAAAGAAAAUCGAGAAACACUAGAAAGGAUCGGGCAUGCAGCCUCUGAACCAUAUCCACAUGACAGCGAGACGUUAACGAACGCCAUAUCAAAGUCCAAUCUAUUCAAUCCUUGGGAAAUUGUAGUUCACUCAACUUAUAUGGGAGGAUAUCCGUGGUUCGGACAGUGA
Cooperia oncophora is the source of this 351-nucleotide messenger RNA. The record is from the annotation of a GenBank genome assembly. Lineage: Eukaryota; Metazoa; Nematoda; Chromadorea; Rhabditida; Trichostrongylidae.